This is a messenger RNA of Hordeum vulgare subsp. vulgare (domesticated barley), 1584 nucleotides long. Its product is annotated as WRKY transcription factor SUSIBA2-like. Gene Ontology annotation, molecular function: DNA-binding transcription factor activity; sequence-specific DNA binding. NCBI's taxonomy places the organism in Eukaryota, Viridiplantae, Streptophyta, Magnoliopsida, Poales, Poaceae. Gene Ontology annotation, biological process: regulation of DNA-templated transcription. Bases 261 to 1412 code for a protein of 383 amino acids. The transcript has 3 exons. The record is from RefSeq and is a predicted model, not a curated record.
CCAACCCGUGCGAGCCGUAGUGAGAAAGUGACUACUCGACCAGCAAUAGCCAACAUUAAGCUUGUACAGUAGUAAGUAAAUUGAUCUAGUCCCCUCCAUGACCAAUGACCCGUUCUCUUUCUCCGGCACCCGCCCUUAGGAGUCUGCUAGCCAAGUACGUGCCCCGUUGUUUCCUGCUCCUACUUACUUAUAUAUAAACUCGUACGCGUAACGCAAGAUCUUUGCACCACCUCGUCGCACGAAAUUCUCAGCGCAAUUUCAUGCACGUCCUUGCACCGCACUCAGCCGGUCCUCCGUUUGCACCGCUACUCGCCGGCCGUCGUGAAGGCAAAGGCAUCGCGACCCUGCACGGUGACCAGCUGGGAGGGAUGGACGACGUGGUGUCGCAGAUCGGCGAGGCUUUCCGGCUCGCCGGGGAGCUCAUGGGCGACCUCCCGACGGCGACCCAGAACGACCCGGCCUACCUCGCCGCGCGCUGCUACGGCAUUGCCCGCGCCUACAACACGGCCAUCCGCAUGCUGCAGCACUACGGCGCCGGCGCCGUGCCCGCACAGCGGCCGCUGGACCUCCUGCGCCCGCGCGGCACGGAGGAAGCUGCAGCCGGCGCCGCCAGCCAGGUUCUCGGGGAAGCCGCGACGACGACGCAUCUGCAGGAGCCAUUCCAGACGCCGGCCGUUGCGCGAGCGCCACCGCACGCGGUGGCGGACGUCGCGGGCACGUCCGGCGGCCCGGUGAGGAGGCUGGCGUCGUCGAGGUCCCCGCCGCCGGCGCAGCCACGCCAGGGCAGGAGGAGGAGGGACAGCGGGCACAGGGAGACGAUGCUGGUGCCGGCGCACCGUGUGGGCAACACCGAGAUUCCACCGGACGACGGCUACACGUGGCGCAAGUACGGCCAGAAGGACAUCCUCGGCUCCAGGUUCCCCAGGAGCUACUACCGUUGCACCCACAAGAACUACUACGGGUGCGACGCCAAGAAGAAGGUGCAGCGCCUGGACGACGACCCCUUCAUGUACGAGGUCACGUACUGCGGCAGCCACAGCUGCCUCACCUCCACCACCCCUCUGCUCAACUUCCCCACCGCCACCGCCACCGCUACCAACUCUCCGACCGCCGCGACAGGCUCAUCCGGCCUCGCCCGUGCAGACCAAUUCAUGGCACCGGCCGAGCAGGUGGCCGUGUCGACAUCGAUGCACCUCGGCGUCGGCUGGAUGCCGGUAAGCUUCCAGGGAGUUGUGGCGGGGUCCGGCGCUGGCCGGGGAAGCGGCGCCGACAUGCUGACCAACGUGUCCACCGCAGCGAGGGACACAGAUUACCCGGCCCUGGACCUCGCCGACGUCAUGUUCAACUCCGGCGGUGGUACGGGCAUCGGCAUGGACGGCAUCUUCUCUUCUCAUCAUCGAAGUGAUGGCUAGAAGGACGGCCAUAUGCAAGGGAGGCUCUGGAUUAUCCGUUGCUCAUCGUUACCUUGAUUUAUGUACACAUAGUUUUUUGUCCUAAUGAUUUAUUUACGCAUAGUUGUAGCCUGUGUUAGACUAAUUAGAUAUUUUUGAUGAAGUUUAUUCAGAUAUAAAAUUACUUUACAGC